AUGCCUACGAAGAUCACCAUUUCUCAACAACUGGAUGAGUUCUCAGAGGAGAGUGGGGUUCAGAGGACAAUGCUUGGUUGCGUUCCUAAGGCUGAUGAUUCUGUUUUCAUGGAUGACCUAAAGGGUCUACCGUUGAUGUCGUGUAAAACACAUUUUGGUCCUAAAUGUGAUCAAGGGAUGACAACAUCAUCUGCAGAGGAAAAGGUUAUAGUCAGUUCUGAUCAAGAUAUUAAUAGGAACAAAGAAAAGGUAAUGAGGAUCAUCGGGCUGAAUUUCUUCUAUCAAGUUUUAUACUGCUGUGGUAAUGACAUUUGGCUUAAAUUGAUAAAGUCAUCUGAAUUUCUGCAUCUAUCACAGGCUGCAUUUGUUCCGGGUUCAGAGAUCACACUUGAUACAAGCAUCUUCACAAGCCAAUACUCCUGGAAUACUUCAGAGGACUGUGCUUAUUCACCCAGCGAAUUUGAUGAUUCUAGUGACAGUGGUAGCUUGAGUGGCAGCAGCAGCUGCCAAAGCAAUCGCCAGGAUGAACAGGGAGAUGAAUGCGGAGGUCUUGCUGAGUUUGAGUCUAGUUCAUCUGUCAAUUACUCAUUUAGUAAUUUCUUAUUCAUGAAUCUCUCCCAGCUUGCGUCAAUCAUUUAUGAUUUGCUUUCAAAGGGAUGGAAGGAUGACCCUCAGCAAACUAUGGUGCUUAACUACCCGAUGUUCUCGGCUGAGAAACGAAAGUAGGGUUGAUGUUUGGUCAACAUUUGAACCUUGAGGAUCCCAUUCACCCCAGUAGUUGCUUUGUACAGCCUGUAUAGAGAAGCUUGAGUAGACAAACUGUGGGGAUGUGCUAUUUCCUGAUUUAGGCUAUUGCACCAUAUCCUGGGGCUUCAAUU
Messenger RNA from Telopea speciosissima, 878 nucleotides. RefSeq names its product probable serine/threonine protein kinase IREH1. The record is from RefSeq and is a predicted model, not a curated record. NCBI's taxonomy places the organism in Eukaryota, Viridiplantae, Streptophyta, Magnoliopsida, Proteales, Proteaceae. The transcript has 7 exons. Bases 1 to 726 code for a protein of 241 amino acids.